GCCGGCUGCACCCUGAGCGACUCGUUUAACAAGUGAAAAGUGGAAGUCAACCUCCCUUAGAGGUGACAUUCAGCCCCUUUCACGUGCACAGUGCGUCCCUGCACCGGUGUUUCUGGUACGAUUCGAACGAAUUAGAAAGGAGUGCGUCUGUGCGUGAUGGUGUCUCAUCGACCCAUGCAGUGUGCACUCAUCGGAUCAUGACCGAGAUUUGCUGUUCUGAGGCUUUAUAAAGCUCGACCGGUCUCACAUACACAUUCGAGCUUGCGGUCGUGUGCUAUCGUCUUUUCGCCAUCCUUCGAGUGAAACUCUUGUCUUUUCUCUUUUACACCGCGUCCAGCACAUCGGCCCCAUCGUUCUUGCGGCCGACUGACAGAGUUGACGGGAUCUACGCUUUUUUGGGUUUUCAACUACGCCGAUCUUCUUCGACAGCUCGGAUUCUCAACAUCUUCGCAUUCCCAAUCUCAGAAGGAAGAGGGAUCGCGUACAUAAGCCGCUUCGCUCACUCAAAUUUGACUAUGGCGCUUCCUGUUCGGGCGUCACGCGGGCUGUCUUCUACCUUCUUACGGCGUCGGACGACAUGCUCAGGCUCAGGAUGUACGGAUGCUGGGAAGAUGGUCGGUGAAUCGACGUUGGGACGGGAGUCAUCGGGGAGAGGAGUGGGUACAAGAGAGACUCGGAGGUGGAUGAGCGUGAGGCCAGCGGUCAAUCCAGGCUCAUCACAAAGUGCUAUUUCGUCGAGUUCUCCCACACCACCGCGGCGUAAGAAGGUGACAAUUCAGUCGUUGCAUUCGAUGCGAGAAAAAGGCAUACCUAUAACGAUGCUCACCGCAUACGACUACCCGACCGCCCUCGCACUUUCCACCGCCCGAAUACCUCCACCCUCAUCUCCAUACCCCUCUUCAUCUUCGUCCCCACCUAUCUCUUCACCACAAAUACCGCACCACCAAGCCACAAUUGACAUCUGCCUCGUCGGCGACUCCCUCGCACAAGUCGCUCUUGGUCUCCCAUCCACAACCCUCCUCACGCUCGAUGAAAUGAUCCACCACUGUCGAGCCGUCUCCCGCGGUCUCUCUCACCCACACUCCACCAAACCUUUCUUCCUCGCUGACCUUCCCUUCGGCACAUAUCAGACCUCACCAGAAGACGCGAUUCGGAAUGCUAUCCGUCUGGUGAAGGAGGGUGGCGUGGAGGGUGUGAAGAUGGAGGGUGGCGAGGAGUUGGUGGAAACGGUGAGGAGGAUGACGAGUGUUGGGAUUCCGGUGAUGGCGCAUGUGGGGUUGCUGCCGCAGAGACACGUUGCGUUGAGUGGGUAUCGUGUGCAGGGGAGAGAUGCGAAGUCUGCGAAGGGAAUAUUGGAUGCCGCUCUUGCAUUGGAAGAGGCAGGAGCGUUCGCGAUGGUGUUGGAGGCGAUUCCGACGAGGUUGGGAGAGUAUAUCACGAAGAGGGUGGGGGUGCCGACGAUUGGGAUUGGAGCGGGGAAGGGGACGAAUGGACAGGUGCUAGUGUGGGACGAUGCGAUGGGGAGGUGGGAGGGUAAGAAGGCGAAGUUUGUGAGGAGGUUUGCACAGGUUGGGGAGAGGGAAACGGAGGGCGUAGGGGAGUAUGCGAGAGCGGUGAAGGAGGGGAGUUUCCCGAGUCGAGAGGAAAGCUACGAAAUGCCCGAAGAAGAAUUUCAGAGGUUGUUGGCAGAGGUCGGAGAAGCUGAGGCUCAGCCUGAGUCGCGGUAGAUCUGAUAAGAUGUUGGUCUACAUAGGUCUUCGUGUUGGUAAAUAGUUUAGAAGGGG
Molecule: messenger RNA, 1784 nt
Organism: Stereum hirsutum FP-91666 SS1
Lineage: Eukaryota; Fungi; Basidiomycota; Agaricomycetes; Russulales; Stereaceae
Exons: 2
Coding region: 516-1727 (403 amino acids)
Biological process (GO): pantothenate biosynthetic process
Cellular component (GO): mitochondrion
Molecular function (GO): 3-methyl-2-oxobutanoate hydroxymethyltransferase activity; magnesium ion binding
Source: RefSeq, a predicted model, not a curated record